This is a messenger RNA of Leptosia nina, 1161 nucleotides long. The record is from the annotation of a GenBank genome assembly. NCBI's taxonomy places the organism in Eukaryota, Metazoa, Arthropoda, Insecta, Lepidoptera, Pieridae.
AUGUUCCGCUUCAUAAUACUGUCCAUUUUCGUAAUUGGCUACACACAAUGCAACAUCAUAGACCAGAAUGAUGAUAAUGAGUUACUUUUAGCGUUUGUGGUUAACAGACACGGCGAGAGAACACCGGAUUCUGAUGAGUUGUCUCUGUCAAAUGAACCGGAAAGGAUAAAGAAGCUGAUAUACAUUGAAGGAUUGGAAGGAUUAACUAAUGUGGGAAAGCGAAGGGCGUACCAAGUAGGAAAAUUCGUUCGUCAAAGGUACGGUUCAGAAGGCUACGGACUACUUUCGAGGCUGUAUCUUAAAGAUGAGUUAAUGCUAAGGAGCACGGAUAAGGAAAGGACAAAAAUGACAGCACAGCUGGCUAUGGCUGCCCUUUAUCCACCAGAAGAGGACCAGCAGUGGGAUGAUGGGUUGGGAAAGGUUUGGCAACCGGUGCCAUACACAGCAGUACCAUUAAAGGAAGAUUAUCUUCGUUACUAUUCCAACUGCAAACGAUUCCAAGAUCUUAUGGCCAUUGCAAAAGCGGAGUCUCUCAACCAGGAAUUCAAACCUUACACAGAACUGUUCAGACUGGUGAAUAUAACAACUGGCAGGGAUUUCUCUCAGGAUCCACUCCUAUUUGAGACCCUGUUCGAUUUGUUUAAGAGUCAGGUAAGCUUAGGCCUUGACAUUCCCUCCUGGGCCAAACUUGUUCUGCCGAAGCUUGGGGAGACAGCAAGAUUGGCGUAUAGACUUUACUUCAGAACCGAUGAAAUGAAACGACUUGGUGGAGGUGUCAUCUUGAACGACUUCAUCCAAGCAGCAUCAGACAUAAUAGCUGGAAAGGAAGUCACCAAACGUGUCCGUCUCUACUCUGCUCACGAUUUCAACAUAGGCUCUUUAAUGGAAGUCAGCGGAGUGUCCCGUCAUGAGCAGCCAGUACCAGAAUACGGAGCAGUAUUUGCGCUGGAACUGUUCAAGUCUAAGAGUACAGGAGAGAUUACUGUAUUGCCAAUCUACGUGGCAAAAGCAGGCGAAUCGUCCCUCCAAAAGCUUCAUUUCAAGGAUUGCGAGGCGCAUAGUAACUACUGCCAUUUCGAUAAGUUCAAAAACAUGACUCGCCAGUAUCUUCUGCCGGAGAAGGAGUUCUACAACACGUGCAACAUAAAGACUGAACUGUGA